AUGGCCACGAGAGCUUCUACCAUCAACACAGACGUCACAAGCACGAUGAUUCUGCUCGCCAUUCUCAAUCUGCUUCUUGCAGUGGUCGGCACCGCUGCACUACCUCAAGGGGCCAGCUUAGUCGCAAGGAGCACAUGCUCCCCGCGUCCCAAAGACCUUUGGCAGCCCGUGGUUGGAGUAUCGUGGAAUUACCAGUUGCUCAAGCCAAUUUCUUUACUUCAAACCGUCGACGCAAAGCCCAAGUUGUGGGCAAUUGACUUGUUCGACAACAAUGCCACCACCAUCACCGUCAUGCAGGGCAAAGGCCACCGAAUCAUCUGUUACUUUUCCGCAGGCAGCUAUGAGAAUUGGCGACCAGAUGCAGCCAGCUUCAAGCCUUCCGAUUUGGGCAAUGAUCUCGACGGCUGGCCUGGUGAAAAAUGGCUCAACCUGAGCUCGCCAAACGUCCGGAAAAUAAUGAAGGCUCGUCUGGACCUCGCGGUUCGCAAGGGUUGUGAUGGAGUCGAUCCCGACAAUGUCGACGGCUACGACAACGAUAAUGGACUAGAUCUGACGGAGGCAGAUUCAGUCGACUAUGUCAUGUUUCUUGCUAACGAGGCACAUGGGCGCAACCUUUCGAUUGGACUCAAGAACGCCGGUGCCAUCAUUGACGGCGUCAUCGAUUGUAUGGAAUGGAGCGUCAAUGAGCAGUGCGUCGCCUACGACGAGUGCGACACCUAUCAACCCUUCAUACAACACCACAAACCAGUCUUCCAUGUCGAGUACCCGAAGGGAACGGAGACCAGUAACAACAAGCCGGUCUCGGCUGCGACGAAGAAAAAGUAUUGUCAAGCGGAGGACGAAGCUGGCUUUUCAACCAUUCUCAAGAAUAUCAAUCUGGACACUUGGAUCGAGACAUGUUGA
Exophiala spinifera is the source of this 903-nucleotide messenger RNA. RefSeq lists its product as uncharacterized. NCBI's taxonomy places the organism in Eukaryota, Fungi, Ascomycota, Eurotiomycetes, Chaetothyriales, Herpotrichiellaceae. Bases 1 to 903 code for a protein of 300 amino acids. The record is from RefSeq and is a predicted model, not a curated record. The transcript has a single exon.